UUCCAGUUGAUUCAGUAGCAUUGACAAGUACUCAUAUAUAUUUAGUAUAUAUAUAUUUCGUUUUUGCUCGAGGUGAUGGCAAAAGUUUCGUGCUUGCAUUUAAGUAUUUAUUAUCGUUUGGUUGCGUCGGGUGAUGAAUAUUAAACAAGAAUACAGUCUAUUUAAGUAAACUAGUGUGGCAUUAACAGUUUACAUCGCUGACGGGAAAGGAGAAACUUUGUGUUAUAAACACUAGUGAAUUUUAAUUUUAGGUUGCAAAAUUUCUCGGCAAAUAGUUUUUACUUACGAUUUAUUAGAAAAGACAAAUCAAUAAGUUUGAAUUGACGAAAUGUCUAAAUAUUCAGGAAAAAAAUGUCGUUUGCUUUCAAUGAUGUGGUUGACUGCAUUUUUCUUUUUCGUGGAAAUUGUAGUUGGCUAUGUAACAAAUUCGAUGGCGUUGGUAGCAGACAGUUUCCAUAUGCUAGGUGACAUCGCAGCACUUGUCAUAUCAUUUCUAUCCGUAAAAAUGUCCCCGAAAAAGUGGUCUAAAAAUACAUUUGGCUGGGCACGAGCAGAAGUUUUAGGUGCGCUGGUGAACGCUGUUUUCUUAGUGGCUUUGUGUUUUAGCAUUACCAUAGAGGCUUGUAAAAGGUUUAUAGAAGAAGAAGAAAUCCAUGAGCCAAAACUCUUAGUGAUAGUGGGCUGCCUUGGUUUAUUAGUAAAUGUCAUAGGAUUGUGCUUGCUUUACGAGCAUGGCGGUCACCACGGCCACUCACAUGGUGGAGGUCUUACGAGAAAUCACAGCAGGCUUACAGAGCUAGCAAAUAUAGAUGAUGGCGAAGGUGAGCCCGUGGACUUUGCUUAUGAAAAGGAGAAAAAACCAAUGAAGAAAUUAAAUCAUGGUCACAGUCACGAUCCAGGCCAUAUGAAUAUGCGUGGCGCAUUUUUACAUGUAUUGAGCGACGCGUUGGGUAGUAUCAUUGUGGUGAUUAGUGCUUUGGUUGUGUGGCUGACGGACUGGAAAUAUCGAUUCUAUAUGGAUCCAGCUCUUUCCAUCGUUUUGGUUUGCUUAAUUUUGCAUUCUGUUUGGCCGCUCCUACGAGAAUCGGCAUUAAUAUUGCUACAAACUGUGCCAACUCAUAUCCAAGUCGACGCCAUCCAAAAACGUCUGUUAGAAAAAGUUGAUGGCGUUUUGGCUGUUCAUGAAUUUCACGUCUGGCAAUUGGCUGGAGACCGUAUAAUUGCUUCAGCUCACAUAAGGUGCCGCAACCUUUCGGAAUAUAUGAAAAUCGCGGAAAAGGUUAAAGAAUUUUUCCACAAUGAAGGUAUACAUUCGACAACAAUACAACCCGAGUUUGUCGAAAUAGAAGGUUGCAACAUGUCCGAUGGCACGUCCAGUCUGAAUAUGAGCGGCUCCGAUUGUGCAUUAGAUUGUCCAAGUACAGCGGAGGGAUGCGUCAAAGCGACUUGUUGCCAAAAUAAUAGCAAAUUGAAUCAGGUGCCCUCACCGACGAAUUCUCCCUACACUUGCCGCCAAAGGAACUCAAAAAAUCCCAAUGAUGUUGAAGCAGGAUCUUCACUUUUGGAGUGUUUAGCCAGCACAUCAAAUUCAGUUAAUAACGGGAAUUCAGAAUCUGGUCCAGUUAUAAAUGGAGAAGUGGUGUGACAGCUGCACCUUUUACAUAUGUGACGAAAAUAACAACAGAUCACGAGACGCACAAAAAAAUUAUCAUCUUUUUUUACACUGUAACUUUAAAUACAAGUUAUGCCUGCAAAUUUGAUUGGCAUCUAAACUUGGAAUUGAAUAUUAUUGCAGAAUAAUCUUACUUGAAAGGUUUGUUUUUUAAACAAUUAAUAAAAAAUGUAGCCAGAAAGACGACAGGUGCAAUUAGUGAAAGUUUUUAGAAACCAAAAAUAGGAUUUCAUCAAAAUUUAAUAGGAAAAUUAUAAGUUGUUUCUUCAGUAGCUUUGAAGCUAUAAUUCGUUAAUUUAUAUUGAAAAUAUUCCGAAAAAGGCUAAAAUAGUAGUAGUGUUGCUAUUAAUGAGAUAAGAAUUCGGGUGAAUAGGAGUGAUACAGAUCUUAGUAUUUCCUACUGUAGUUAUACAUACGUAGGUAUGUUACAUAUGUAUGUACAAUGUAGCUUUAAGGUAUAUAAUAAUUUUUUCGCAUUUUGUGAUUGUAAAAAAAAAAAUGUUUUAAAAAUUGGAUAUAACUACGUACAUUAUUACAAUAAAAAUUGAUUUUACAAAAGAUGCUCGUAAA
This is a messenger RNA of Anastrepha obliqua, 2242 nucleotides long. It is a transcript of the gene ZnT63C, whose product is annotated as proton-coupled zinc antiporter SLC30A1. Gene Ontology annotation, biological process: zinc ion transmembrane transport; detoxification of zinc ion; intracellular zinc ion homeostasis. Gene Ontology annotation, cellular component: membrane. The transcript is spliced from 11 exons. The record is from RefSeq and is a predicted model, not a curated record. Gene Ontology annotation, molecular function: zinc ion transmembrane transporter activity. Bases 329 to 1645 code for a protein of 438 amino acids. Lineage: Eukaryota; Metazoa; Arthropoda; Insecta; Diptera; Tephritidae.